Molecule: messenger RNA, 968 nt
Organism: Erinaceus europaeus (western European hedgehog)
Lineage: Eukaryota; Metazoa; Chordata; Mammalia; Eulipotyphla; Erinaceidae
Product: acrosin-binding protein-like
Exons: 1
Coding region: 167-739 (190 amino acids)
Cellular component (GO): acrosomal vesicle; nucleus
Source: RefSeq, a predicted model, not a curated record
GCCGAACACUUACAGCCACAGCAUUCGGUUAUGUGGAGCUAAGGCUCCAUGACUGUGCCAAACAUUCUGAAUUUUCGUGGACCCCAAAUUCUCGAAAUACGAUUUUCUUAGUACUCACUGGUUCAGAGAAAUAGUGUCAGAAAUUAAAUUUGUUUUGGUCAGAGCCAUGAGGAAUCAAGCUGCUGGCUUUCUUCUCUCACUCGGGAUGGCACUACUCCUGCCUCACGCACCUACCGCAGCCCAGGAUCCACCAUUUGGUUUACUGAUAAAUCAAGGCAGCCCUCUCUCUAAUGUCGAAUAUGAACGCUUCUUCACACUGUUGACCCCAACCUGGAAGGCAGAGAGUAUCUGCAAGCACCGUAUUACGUAUGGCUGCCAGAACCCCAGCCUCCUCCAGCUGGACCAAUAUGAAAACCACGGUUUGGUGCCUGAAGGGACUGUGUGCUCCAACAUUCCUUACGCGCCUAUGUUUGAAUCCUUCUGCCAGUUUACUCAUUUUCGUUGCGCCAACCGUAUCUUCUACGCCAAGAGAGUGCAGUGUUCACAGUCUGUCUCAAGUCUCAAGGAGGGAGACUUUAUCACUGAGGGACUAGACACCACCACGACCUCCCCAGUCUCCUCUCACGCCACUGCCUCUACCGUCACAGAAGAACGCGCCUUCCAGUCGAGGCUAGAGUUGAUUUAUAAAAAUCAAAAAGCAGCGAGAGGCCAUAUCCCCGCAGAUGCACCAGCUCACUGAAAACAGAAUCGAUUGUAGACAGACUCACAACUUGGAAACGUCACAAUAGAGGCUUAUUUUUCCUGAAGUGACCUAGUGAAGUGUCCCCCACGAAAUUUCCUCUUUCAACUAUGCUAACACCAUUUUCUGAAUAUAUGAUGCAUGCAGAAGAAAUUCCUUCCCACUCAUUUCUGAUUAUCUCAGUGUCAGCUUUCUCAUCUCAAAAAUAAAGUCUCGUUUGGGAAGGUGA